GAAAUCCCUUGAGAAGGCGUGUUUGGCUGAAAAAGUUGAAAGCUACAGUAACAGAGUGAUGCGUGCGAUUCAUGUGGAAAUGGUGGUUUUGGUCUGUGGAUGAUGAUGGUGCUUCUCACUCUGUAUUUGGAUAUUCUUCAUUUCUUAUUACUGACAGUAUCUAUCAUCUUUCUUCCCCUUUUUCGUCUCUCUUUUUACUCCUUCUUUGGAUGUAUUUGAUUGGUUCCAUAAAUUAAACAAAAAACCAAGAACGAAACCCCUUCAUCUUCCAUUUCUCAUCAUCUGCUGCGACCUCAAAACGUGUUUCCUCUUCUUCUUUCUGUCUUAUCUGAUUUUUCUUCGUUUUUUCAAUCUGGGUUUAUGAUUUUUGGCUGUUGGAAGCUCCAAGUCGAGGAAGGAGAUUUUGAACUGGAAUAAUUUGAAAUUUGGAAUUCUGAAGCUUAACAAGGGUUGUUCAGGAAAGUACCAAAUCGAUUGAUUUUGAAGUUUUUCUUCAAUUAGUUACUAAAUUAAGCGAUCUGAGAUUUUAACUUUUGAGAAUCGAUCGUUGAUUGAUCUCUAGUGUUGGGUUUUCUCCGCCCACCAUGGGCAAUUAGCGUUAGGUUUUGAGGCUGUGAAAUCGAAUAAUCGGUUUCAACCGAAGAGAGAGCUGGUUUAGUUCAGAUUUACUUGUAAACUGAUUUGCUCGAUGUUCUUCUGAAUACGAUCAUGGAGAAUAGUUUGAAAGAGAUAUCGUUAGAGAAGCAGCCAAGCUCUCGCGUGGUCAUGGAGAAGCAGAAAAGCUUUAGAGGAUUCAUGGAGAAGCAGAUGAGCUUUCGGAUGGUGAUGGAGAGGCAACUUAGUUUCAUGGGCGGCGAGAGGAAGAAGACGAAGGAAUCGCCUGGGAAACGUGGGGAUUCACCACUUCACUUGGCAGCACGAGCUGGAAAUAUAGCAAGAGUCAAAGAGAUCCUUCAGAAUAGCAAUGAUAAAAAUGAGUCAAAUGCUUUAUUGUCAAAGCAAAAUCUCGAAGGUGAGACUCCUCUUUAUGUAGCAGCUGAAAAUGGGCAUGACUUCGUCGUUGCAGAGAUGUUGAAAUAUUUGGACCUUGAGACUGCAUUUAUGGCUGCCAGAAAUGGAUUUGAUGCUUUCCACGUUGCAGCAAAGCAUGGCCAUCUCAAGGUGUUGCAGGAACUUCUUGAUGUAUUCCCCAACUUGGCCAUGACCACAGACUCGGUCAACUCAACUGCUUUGCACACAGCUGCUAUGCAGGGGCACAUCGAUGUGGUAAAUCUCCUACUUGAAACAGACUCAGAACUAACUAAGAUAGCUCGAAACAAUGGUAAGACUGUCCUUCAUUCAGCUGCCAGAAUGGGUCAUGUUGAAGUAGUAAAAUUAUUAGUAAGCAAGGACCCAACCCUCGGUUUCCGAACGGACAAGAAGGGCCAAACCCCACUGCACAUGGCUGUAAAAGGGCAGAACGAUAGGAUUGUGAUGGAGUUACUAAGACCUGAUCCUUCAGUUUUGACUUUGGAAGAUAACAAGGGUUAUACAGCAUUACACAUUGCAGUUUUGAAGAGACGUACUGAGAAUGUCCGUUGCCUAAUAUCUGUAAAUGGUAUCAACAUCAAUGCCAUCAACAAGAAUGGAGAGACCCCACUUGACAUUGCGGAAAAAUUUGGAUCUUCAGAACUUGUAAACAUCUUGAAGGAAGCUGGGGCAGUCAAUUCCAAAGACCAGGGUAAACCCCCAAGUGCAGCCAAGCAACUUAAGCAGACGGUUAGUGACAUAAAGCAUGAUGUUGAAUCCCAACUACAGCAGACCCGCCAAACUGGUUUUAGGGUUCAGAGAAUCGCGAAAAGGUUAAAGAAACUUCACAUUAGUGGUCUCAACAACGCCAUAAACUCUGCAACUGUUGUGGCUGUUCUCAUUGCUACUGUUGCUUUUGCGGCCAUAUUCACAGUACCCGGUCAGUUUGUUGAGCAGAAAACGGGUGAUGCUACUCUGGGACAGGCACAUAUCGCUACAAAUGCAGCUUUCAUCAUUUUCAUGGUCACUGACAGUAUGGCGUUGUUCAUUUCCCUGGCAGUUGUGGUUGUCCAAACUUCUGUGGUUGUGAUCGAACAGAAGGCAAAGAGACAGCUGGUUUUUGUGAUUAACAAGCUCAUGUGGUUGGCUUGCCUCUUCAUUUCAGUAGCCUUCAUUUCAAUCACAUAUGUGGUUGUUGGCUCAAAGCACAAGUGGCUUGCCAUCUGUGCAACUGUGAUCGGUAGCACAAUAAUGCUUACAACAAUUGGCUCCAUGUGCUAUUGUGUCAUUCAACACAGGAUGGAGGAGUCGAAAAUGAGAAGUAUUAAGCGAGGCGAGAGCAGAUCACGUUCUUAUUCCAUGUCUGUCGUAGCAUCAGAAUCGGAGUUGUUGAAUAACGAAUACAAAAGGAUGUAUGCACUUUAAGUUUAAGGUGAUUGAUAUAGAGAUAGAAGAAAAAAGCACGUAACUAUUACCAGGUGAUGGUUUAUCUUAGGUCGUAGUAACCGGUUUCUGCCACUCAUCAACUCAGUGAUAUGGUGCCCGUCGUCAACAGCUAUGAAGCCAUAGACAUGCAACUGGGAACAUGGAUUACUCGAUGGUAAGAAACACCGGUAAGGUUGGUCCAUGUCGGUCUGUUAUCUUUUUGCAUGACGCUAAAAAAAGCAUAGCUAUGAGGAUAAUAAAUGCUAGAAGUUCAAUGCCAGAUGAUAUCCAGAUAUUAGAGUAUGGUAACAAAUCAGUUAUGUAUAUGUAUAUGCAUAUCUACCAUUGCCACACGACGAUGGCACCAUCAACACUGGGUUUAUAGAGGUAUUGGGUGCUGUCAGUGAUCGAUACCGUCACGUACUGGGUUUGUAGAUAUUCCAUUGAAUCUUCAUACCAUCACAUACUGGGUUUAUAGAUGCUGCCUAUAUAUUAUUGAUAGCCUCUGCUAUCAAUUUUCCUGUAUAUCUCAUCAUAUGGGAAUUUGAUUGCCUGAAUAUUACUUUUCACUUGGUGUUUUUGAUCAGUUUCUCAAUAAGGCUUUCAUCUCAGUCUCACUUAAAA
Molecule: messenger RNA, 3057 nt
Organism: Benincasa hispida (wax gourd)
Lineage: Eukaryota; Viridiplantae; Streptophyta; Magnoliopsida; Cucurbitales; Cucurbitaceae
Product: ankyrin repeat-containing protein At5g02620-like
Cellular component (GO): plasma membrane
Molecular function (GO): protein binding
Source: RefSeq, a predicted model, not a curated record